AUGGAACGCGAGCAGCACCCCAAAAAAGACGACAUCGCCUCUCGUCUGAUAAAUCGAUUUUUGCGCCGAAGCUCGCGACGAACAAAAUCGACCGCUUCGAACGCCGCUGUUGAGCAAGAGCCUACAGUACCCGAAGCAUCUGCAUCUACCGCCCCUCCUCCUCCGCAGCCUCCCCAGCAACCUCAAACGAGCACCGCGGAUGACGAUACCACCACCACCAGCCCGCCGGUGCGUGAUACAACGCCUGUAAUACAAUGGACAGACAUUCAGCAAGAGAGAGCACGCGCUUUGUUCGCCAAGUAUGGUUUGACCUUGGAACCAAAUGAAUGGAUGACGCCACGUAACUUGGAAGUCCGUCGAGUCGAUAAGCCCAUUCGAAUGAGAGUACGUCGUACCUGUCACCGCUGCCAGACCACGUUUGGGCCUGAGAAGGUCUGCGUCAAUUGUCACCAUGUCCGUUGCAAGCAGUGCCCUCGCUAUCCCCCAGCUCGCACAAAAGAAGAAAAAGAAGCCCGCGCUUUGGCAAAGAUGUCUUCAGAAGCUGCCGCCGACAACUCCAAGGAGCACAAGCACGACCCUCUUACCUUGCCGUCUCGUUCCGGAGGCCAAGACUUGACAUACAAGGACAUCAAACAACGUGUUCGUCGGACAUGUCAUCGCUGUCAGACCCUUUUCCCGGGCAUAUCUACACAAUGUGAGAAUUGUGGUCACGACCGCUGCAAAAUAUGCCCUCGCGAUCCGUUGAAGCUAGACAAAUACCCUGAUGGGUAUCCUGACGACGAAGAUCCGCCCCCUGAGCGGCCGAUACGUGUGUGGAAGAAACCACGUAUGAGAGUUCGCUAUUUCUGCCAUAAAUGCGAGACUAUAUACGUACCCGGCGAGCCAAUAUGUUCAAAUUGUGGACAGGAAAAGGGACCAGAGACGAGACGAUAUCCACCGAAAAAGGAAAAACCUUCCAUAGAUCCCGAUUUGUUGAGGCGAGUACAAGAGCGUCUGGGAGCCAUGCGAGUCAAUGAAGGGGAUGACACAUGA
This is a messenger RNA of Talaromyces atroroseus, 1032 nucleotides long. RefSeq lists its product as hypothetical. The transcript is spliced from 4 exons. Lineage: Eukaryota; Fungi; Ascomycota; Eurotiomycetes; Eurotiales; Trichocomaceae. The record is from RefSeq and is a predicted model, not a curated record. Bases 1 to 1032 code for a protein of 343 amino acids.